AUGGCAUUGGAGGGUGGUUUGUGGUGGUGGUUUUGCAGGAACAGUCCCAACUUUGGUGGAUUGUCCGCUCAAUAUGCACUUCUUGAGUAUGCUUCUGGUGCACCGGUUCAGUUCGUGUAUAAGGAGCUCCAGCGCUCAACUAAGGGAUUCAAGGAGAAGCUUGGGGAAGGAGGAUUUGGGGCUGUUUAUAAGGGCAUUCUUGCUAAUAGAACUGUUGUUGCAGUUAAGCAACUUGAGGGGAUUGAGCAAGGGGAGAAACAAUUUAGGAUGGAGGUUGCAACCAUUAGUAGCACCCACCAUUUGAAUCUGGUGAGGCUGAUUGGUUUUUGCUCUGAGGGGCGCCAUAGGCUUUUGGUAUAUGAGUUCAUGAAAAAUGGGUCCCUUGAUAAUUUCCUGUUUGCAACGGUAGAGCAGUCGGGAAAGUUGUUGAAUUGGGAGUCUCGGUUCAACAUUGCCCUAGGGACUGCAAGGGGGAUCACAUACCUUCAUGAGGAGUGCCGAGACUGCAUUGUGCAUUGUGAUAUAAAGCCAGAAAACAUUCUCAUAGAUGAGAAUUUCAAUGCCAAAGUGUCAGAUUUUGGCCUCGCAAAGCUCGUUAAUCCAAAAGACCAUAGGUAUCGAACCUUGACAAGUGUUAGAGGGACUAGAGGGUAUUUGGCACCUGAAUGGCUAGCAAAUCUUCCAAUAACUUCCAAAUCUGAUGUUUACAGUUAUGGUAUGGUUUUGCUAGAGAUAGUGAGUGGGAGAAGGAAUUUUGAAGUUUCUGAGGAGACAAAUAGGAAGAAGUUCUCCUUAUGGGCUUUUGAGGAGUUUGAGAAGGGUAACAUCAAGGGAAUUGUCGAUAAAAGGCUAGUCGACCAAGAUGUUGAUAUGGAUCAAGUGACGAGAGCAAUUCAGGUGACCUUCUGGUGCAUACAUGAACAACCAUCUCAUAGGCCAAUGAUGGGAAAAGUUGUACAGAUGCUGGAAGGAAUUACAGAUAUUGAGAAACCCCCUGCCCCGAGGGCUGCCAUUGACUUGCCUACUAGUGGAACAGACAUGAAUGUGAGCAAUAAUAUCAGUGCUCUGUCCACUGCUGCAGCCUCAGCCCCAGCUCCUUCCUCAUUUUCAUCAUUUCAAAUUUCAGGAGUAUCCUCUUUAACAUCAGGGAGGAACAUCGAGAAGGCAACUGCAUCCCUUAUACACUCAGACCCAAAUUGA
Prunus armeniaca (apricot) is the source of this 1200-nucleotide messenger RNA. The record is from the annotation of a GenBank genome assembly. NCBI's taxonomy places the organism in Eukaryota, Viridiplantae, Streptophyta, Magnoliopsida, Rosales, Rosaceae.